AAACAUCGUUGUUAUCAUGUACCUUUAUUGACAGAAUUUGUACGCUGAAACCUAUGUUCUGUGGCAGUUCUGCCUCUGUCGGAAACAAUGGCAGAUUCUUCCACAGACCGUAAACCUCCCAAGCCAAAAUCGCGACAGUCGAUCGCACAUAUUCCAUCCAGUAGAUCAUCUGCGUCAAAGGACAAUGUGACAACAGACAUUGCGGCUCUCCACGCUCGAAACAAUGCGGUACAAGCAGCCAAAAAGCGGUCGCGUGGAAAAAGCCUCGGUCCUGGAGGUCUUGAAGCUUUGACGGAAACAACGGGCAACGCAGCAAAGACACCGGUGACUUUUCAGAUCAAGUCGAUUCUCAAACCUACGAUACCUUUGACGCCUCCAAAGGCGAUCCCUUCAUUCGACGAAUUGCGCAAAAGAAGUACUGGAAAAGCAAAAUCACCGGCAAAGAAUGGCGCAGAGGAACUCCUCAUUGAUUUCUCGACGCCAGGUCCAAACAUGGCAAAUAGAGGUGGAAUCUCCAUGGAAGGCGCAGAAAAUGUGGCCGACCCGUUCAGCCCCAUCACGCGGCAGUCGCCGCGUAGAUCGAAGACUUCAAACGUCGAGGCUCAGGAGCGAGAGCGCGAGGAAGAAGCGAAACGACAAGCUGAGAAGCAAGCUAUCUUGGACCGAAGAGCAGCUAGACGGAAAUCACUUGCAAACAGGCGAGUGUCAUUUGCACCAGAAGCAACAUUACACACGUGGAGUGUGAUGGAACUUGCAGAGGACUCUACCACUAGUUCGGCGUCGAAUUCUACCAGGAGACAAUCCUCCAUGACAGCACAACAGUCGCCGGUCAAGGAGAUGCCUUCUCGCGAUUCAUCUGCCUCUCCCUCGACACCCGUGGAACAGCAAGAGGAUCCUAUGCAAACAUCUUCCCCAGCGCAUCAACGAGAUCUCCAUCAGCAGAAACGUAGGAGAAGCUCUACAGCUUCACAACCUAUGCUGGAUGAGUCGCAGGACGACGUGUUCUCCUCGAGUCCGUCUGGUGAUGUUACCACGAAUAGUAGUCCGAUGCGCGUUGAAGAUGGCAUCGAGUCCUCGGACGAUUCGGACACGGAUGGCGACACGGCCAUGAGUAUGGAUGAUGAGACCUCUCACACAGUGAAUUCCCAAGACUCGGGAUCGAGCACGCAUUCUAGUCUGGAAGAGCGCCUACGUCAGGCAGCAGCACAAGCAGGGACACCAGGAAUAGACUACGACGAGCAGGAUGAGGAAGACAUGUCCAUGGAGAUGGCCACUGGCACCGUCACUCACGCUUUUCAACCCUACGCGCGAAAGCAUGUCUCCGAUAUCGAGCGCAGCGUAAGUCAAGAAAACGAUAGUUCUGUUGCCGAGUCUCCUCAACGUGGUGCCAUAAGGGAAGAUUCGAGUCUUCAGGUAAAUGAUGAUGAUGAUGAUGAUGAUGAUGAUGUACGGUCCCAAUCUGAAGAUAUGAGCAUGGACGUAACCAGGGCUGUCGGUGGUAUUAUCCCGCGACAAUCACCUGGGAAAAAGAGCCAGAGAUCUCCCAAAGCCCGUCGCAGAAGCAUUCACCCUCGCCGCUCAAUGGGGGACGAAUCUGUUUUUGACGAAACUAUGGAUUUUACAGUGAUGCAAGGUGGAAUUAUCGGGGAAGGUGACAAAUCGGAUGCCAACAUGACCCAAACUCGUUCAUUUGACGAAAUGACCAUGGAAUUCACAACCGCUGUGGGCGGUGUAUUGAGCAAUGGAAAUCGACGCCAUUCUGGCUUAUCAGAAGAGUCCGAGGACAAUCAGACCAUGGACAUGACGGCAGCAGUCGGUGGCAUAUUGAGUCCAGUUGAAGAGCACACUGAGCCGCAGACAGAUGCGGAAGACGAGCAGACAGUUGCCAUGGAGGAAACGAAAGCGGUUGGAUCGAUAUUGAACCAGCCUUCUCCCACGAAGAAGCGCAUUACCAGACAGUCUGCCGGUAACGCCUCUACUCCUCCGCGAACCCUUCCUUCCGAAAAGUCGACACCAAAGACGACUCCCAGAACCACACCAAGGUCAAAUUCCAAGACCACACCAAAGACCACACCAAAGUCCCAACUGCAUUUGACUUCGGUUGCGUCUGAGACAGGCAGCCCAAGUCUUGUCGCCAAGCCACAGUCAUCUAGCAGGUCUCAAAGAAGCAGCAGUAAAGCCUCAACGACACCUCAAGCGCCGGCCCCAAGCACACCUAUCAUGUCUCAUCGUCCACUGCAAGCUGGUACUCCAUUGCAACAGAUCACACCGCUUCCGGAGCAUGCACCGAGCCCAAACAAGACACCUCUAUCCGCGAAUGUGCAACACCGAGGUGCGUCACCAAAGAAGCUUUUCAAGGCCGAGAUCAAAGCUAGAGCGUCGCCAGCAUCGACGAGGAGAGAAGCAAAUCUUAAGGCAAACUCCUUAUUCUCUCGGGACGCAGAGACCGGACAACAGACGCCUAGCAUAGUAUUGCGUGCUAGCAGACCUCAGCUACAGCGAAGGAGAUCAAGCGGGAUCGGCAUUGAUAAGGACGGCAUAGGUUCUCCUCGAGUUUCUGAACUUCUGGAUAGAAGAACCUCAAUCGGCGACACGACAAUGGAAUUCAAGCUCGGAAGCACUAAGCCAUCGAGGUUACGCUUUGAAGAUGCGGAGCAGCUUGAACAGGAGGUGGAAUUAGAGCGGCAAGAAGAACAUCGUCGAGAAAGUGGCCGAUUCGUCAUGGAACGAGAGGCAGAUGAGGCUCAAGAAGAACAGACGACUUCGCAGCUUAAAGGCAUGAUUGAGACAAUGUCACCGAGAAAAUCGAAAGCUAGCAAGGUCAAGGGCAGGAAGAGCCUUGCUGUUGGCGGCGCCAAAGGACUGCUCGGAAAGCGUCCAGCGGAACUGGACAUAGACGAUGACGAAGAAGCUGAGUCGACGCCGAAGCGUUUGAAAGCUGUUUCUCGAGAAGGAAGUCCUGUCAAGAAGGUUCAUCUACCAAAGCCACCCAGCAAAGACGAGACGACUGGUAAAUUGAAUCUUAAGCUGCAAAUGUCACUCGCAGACAUGGCAGGUGCAGUCAAAUCAACCCCGACUGUGGAUACUUUCCGCCUAGCAAGGGAUAAAGCGCCAACAAGCCCCGAAGCAGGAGCCCGGUUUAGAGAUAUUGAGGCUACUGGCGACGACAGGCCCACUUCAUUUGAGGACAAGCUUGACAAUGUUGUCGGGGCAAUCGACGUUUCCACGGCUCAAUUAGAAGAGGGAUCUUCUUCAGCAGAACAGGAGAAGAUCUCGCUUCAAGACUUCCUCAACAUGACCAACAUCCACUUCAUUGAGCUUUCGACUACGAAGAGAAGGCAUACUAUGGCACAAUCUAUGCCUGCGAGAGAAUCGCAAGAAGGCGCUGCUGCUCCGAGUACUGAGGUGAACUUUGUCGCUGCCGCAACAACGCUACCUCUGCUGGAACUCUAUCAGCAUGCCACGAGAGAGUUGAAGUCGUAUAUCUCUACGGGUCGUAAGAUCAUCCGUUCUAUCGAGGCAGAGACAUUGGCUGAGCAGCCUCCACUUUUCCGAGAAUACCUGGAUGCGCGACCAGAUGUCAAGGUUAUCAUGGACAAUCAAUUUCGGAAUGGUAAGGCGAAUGCUCGCCUACAGAGUAAAGAAGGCUGGUAUCAAUGGCGUGGGCAGUUGGUGGACGGUCUCAACACUGGCUUGCAGGGCAUCAAGCAAGGUAUGGCAGCUGACCUGGAUGUCCUGCAGCAACAGCAGCGAGUUUUGGAAGAUGUGGUCCCGCAAGUGUUGCAAGAGCAGUCGGAACUUGAAAUCCAGGCCAACUCUUUACGACAAAGCCUUGAAGAAUUUGAUAGCAUCGACCGUGAAGCUUUGGAGAAUUAUCGGCAACAACUGCGAAAUGUCGACGAGCAAUUCCUUCAACGAUCAGCACAUCUAGAGGAUCUGCAGCAACAAAUGAAGGAGAAAGAUGACGCUCUUAGUGCAGCCGCGGAUUACAAGACCGAGCUACAAGAUCAAAUUGCAGAGUCUGAAAGGGUCAGGGAGGAGACCAGAGGCUUGCCAGUCUCCGAUGUUUUGGCGCUCAAAUCGAGGGUUGAAAGUAUUGAGAAGAAGACUGGUUGGCAUCUCCUGACAGCUGAAGAGGAGGUCGAUGAACCGAACGAGUUUGGGCCCGGUCUUGUCAUGGUGUACAAGGACGAGCUGCGACUAUUUUUCCAUCCCCAGGCCUUCCAGUGCAAGCUCGAACAGACUGGACGACGUCGAUCAGGGAGGAAGUCUGCGUCAGUUUCUGGCCCAUCAGCCCCGAUCAGCCUGACGUAUGCCCCUGAGCAGGACGAUUCUGAAGCCGGUCCACGUGAAUUGUCUACAGAAAAACGCUUUUUCCUUCAACUGAUUCGAAGUCAGCUGCACGCCUUUGCGAUGAUGCCAAAGGGAGCCAUUGCCGCAAAGGCAGUGUUGUCUACGGCGUCAAAGGGGUGGGACUUGGCGUCGAGAGUGUCUGAAGAGUUGAGGCUCUUGAAUCUGGUUGGCGUGACGACGGUCUCGAUCAUGGGCGACGAGAGACUCGGGGUCAAGGUCAUGCUGCUCCUGCCUACUCAAGGCCGAGUGGAUAUGGAAUUCGUCGUCACAGUGGCUGUACUGAAUGACGGCGAAAUCGUCGCAACGUCCAGUGUCACUGCCACUGCUGUUUAUGGUGGUGCAGUCGACACCCUUGCCGGCAAGAACAGGAAGGUCCAACAUGCUUUGGGCAAGGAGGUUGAAAGUCGAACCCUAGGCGAAGGGGCGUGGGCCAGUGCCAUUCAUGGCUUCAAGGCCUGGGUCAGUGCGCAGGAAACGGCGAGAGAAGAGAGGAAGUCCAAGAAAGUCGAGGAGGAGGCCACUUCUGUCCCUGUUGUACCUACGCCAGUACCUGUACCUGCACCUGCACCUGUUGCGACUCACGAAACAUCACCACAGGUUGCGGUGGUUCAUUCUGAAACGAAACAACAGCGACAGCAACAAAAAGGAGUGCCGCAAUCAAAUCAUCUGCCGACUUCUUCGUCCUCACCGCCUGUCCGGCGCUCACCUCUCGCGCCCAAGCGGACGAAUGCGAUACAAAAGAAGACACUACCCGUGCCGAAGCAGCGGCUCGAGAAAUUCAGUCUGUCGUCGUCUGCUCGUGUACACGUCUCGGAAAAGGAGAAUUUCAACCCCUCGCUCUCGACUUCGUCGAGUAGAGGGAAUGUCGCACCAGCUGCCCACGACGUGGGCAAUGGCUGGAGCGAAAAGGAGUUUUCCAAACCCGCCAUCACGCCGGAGAUGCAGGAGGCCAUGAUGCACACGCCCAUCAAGCGAGUCGGCGCCUUGAGACGGAGUCCUGUUUGAGUUUGAAUCUGAGCAUGUCGUGGGGAUGACCAUGUCACGUCGUAAAGAUUGAAACUGAUGACUUGAGACGAAUUUGGAUGAACGGGAAAGAAAGCACGGAGUGGAAGGAGUUGGGUCAAUUGCGGAUUUUUUGUUCGUGGGUAGCGUUUCGAGGCAUUGUUUAUUGUUGUGUUUGUUGUUUGGAUUACUGUACAGAGUACCCACUUUGUAGUGUUAUUCUUACGAGA
This is a messenger RNA of Exophiala oligosperma, 5585 nucleotides long. RefSeq lists its product as uncharacterized. The coding region runs from base 88 to 5358 and encodes 1756 amino acids. NCBI's taxonomy places the organism in Eukaryota, Fungi, Ascomycota, Eurotiomycetes, Chaetothyriales, Herpotrichiellaceae. The record is from RefSeq and is a predicted model, not a curated record. Gene Ontology annotation, biological process: protein localization to kinetochore; mitotic sister chromatid biorientation; mitotic spindle assembly checkpoint signaling. The transcript is spliced from 2 exons.